UAAUCGAUGUUUUCGGUUUUCCGGAGCAUUUCCUGGCUCUCUUUACCGAGGUUUGAUUAGCACGGCCUGGCGCCACGGCUGCCGAGCUGUCGCUCCUGGCCGGUUGAUGUUCUCAGCGACCCCGACAGUGUUUUUGCGGUUCCAUCUUUGCUAUUGCGUUGAAAGCCUCGGCAUUCGUGGCGUAGAAGGAGCAUCGAAGAUUGAAGCUCGCUCGCUCGCUUCUCUUCAGUCGCCCAUUAGAGAGAGACAGAGAGAGAGAGAGGCGCCGCCGCGGACCCGGCAGCCGCCAUGAACACCGAAGAUGAAAUCAUCCGCAUUGCUAAGAAGAUGGACAAGAUGGUGCAGAAGAAGAACGCGUCUACAAGAAUUGGAAUGUCUGUGAAUGCAAUUCGGAAACAAAGUACAGAUGAAGAAGUUACAUCUCUAGCAAAAUCUCUCAUUAAAUCAUGGAAGAAAUUGUUAGAUGGACCAUCAAAUGACAAAGAAUCUGAAGACAAGAAAAAAGAAUCAGCAUCAUCGUCACAAAAUAGUCCUGAAGCAAGGGAAGAAAGCAGUUCCAGUAGCAAUUCAAACAGCAAGAAAGAGGAUUCUAACAUUUCAUCAGACACAUAUAUCUCUUCUUUUCCCCGGGCUCCAAACACAUCUGAUUCUGUACGGAUGAAAUGCAGAGAAAUGUUGGCAGCAGCUCUUAAAACAGGGGAUGAUUAUAUUGCUAUUGGUGCUGAUGAUGAAGAACUAGGUUCUCAGAUUGAAGAAGCUAUAUUUCAGGAGCUAAAAAAUACUGACAUGAAAUAUAAAAAUAGAGUGCGCAGCAGAAUAGCAAAUCUUAAAGAUACAAAAAAUCCUAAUUUAAGAAAAAAUGUUUUAUGUGGAAAUAUACCUCCUGAUAGAUUUGCUAAAAUGUCAGCAGAGGAGAUGGCAAGUGAUGAACUGAAAGAAAUGAGGAAGAACCUUACCAAAGAAGCUAUAAGAGAGCACCAGAUGGCUAAAACAGGAGGAACACAGACUGAUCUAUUUACCUGUGGUAAAUGUAAAAAGAAGAACUGUACUUACACCCAGGUUCAGACCAGAAGUGCCGAUGAACCUAUGACAACAUUUGUUGUAUGCAAUGAAUGUGGAAACAGAUGGAAGUUCUGCUAGAAGAAGAAAUUGUUGGACCAGUUAAAAAUAAUUUUAUAAAUAGCUUUAAGAACUAGGUAAAGCCUCCUAUUACUUGCAGAGAUGUUUUUGUUUGUUUGCUUCCUUUUAAGCAGAUAAUUCUGAAGUUAGAUUUUGUUUUUGACAUGACCAUCCCUGUAGUUAAUAGUCAGAGCCAGGAUGCUUAGUUGUAUGGUGUAAUAUUUUUUCCAUUUUUAUAAGCAACUCUAUAUUAAACUUUUAUCAAUGAAAUUUGGGUAACUGUUUUUUUCUUAAUUUUGUAAACAAUUUAUUGUACUUAUUUGCUUUUGACAUACAUGGUUGAAUUUUUUUUUGCAAAAUUCCCAGUGUCAUACUCCAUUUGAAUAAUUUCAGUGUGUUAAAGAAAAUAGUUUUUCAUUAUACUAACAAAAUAAUCCAUAUCUAGUGUGGGUAGGUAGGCUCUAUAAAUCAUUUUUGCAAUUCAUCAUAUUUCCUGUUCCAUAACAUACAAAAGCCUUUUUUGUAUUGUCAAACUUCAAAUAAUUUUGAAAUUUGUAUUGAUAUACCCCUAUUAUUAUAGAGCAUAAAAUAUGCAGUAUUUUUAUAUUAAUGAAUUCUAGUCUACCUUUUAAUGUAUUGCUUGAUCUGUUUUGUUUGGUCUCUUGUUUUCCAAACAUGACCAAAAACAUCAUGUAAUUUACCAAUCACACAGACAUUUGGCAACAAAUACAUUUUAUUGAAAAAUAGUCUAGAAUGAGUCCUAGAUCUCAGAGGUCAGAAAUAAAACUGUAAAUUUUCUCUACAAAUUUUGGUUGUGUAUUGUUUCUCAAGCUUCGUCUUUAAAAUAUUUGCUAAAAGUGAUUUUGAAAAAUAAAAAGUAUUGUUGAAAAAAAUUAAUAUAAAUUAAGCAGGAAGAAUGGGGUACAAGUGUAUUUGAUCCCUGGUCUGUGGACCAGCACCGGUCUGCAGCUUGCCAGCUUGCACUAACAAGUGAAGGCCCAUCCGCGGGAUGCAGGCAGCAUGUAAAACCCCUCUAGUUUGUGGAAAAACCUGUUUCUCCGAAACUGGUUCCUAGUGCUGAAAAGAUUCCCCCCCCCCCGCUGAUUUAAACAACCUGUCAAAGACUUGGAAGCCCAACAAAAUCAGUCUGCUCUUCCUAACUUUUUUUUAAGCAAUCAAAUUUCUCUUUACAAAACAGCAAAAUAUUUACAUCAUAUAAUUGAUUCUGAAGGGCACUAAUUUUACCAUGCUGCAGUGCACUUCCCAUAACAGUUUUGGAGAGCUAACAUAAAAUAACUCCAUACAUGCUCAGACUGUGCCCCUGAUG
Molecule: messenger RNA, 2446 nt
Organism: Thamnophis sirtalis
Lineage: Eukaryota; Metazoa; Chordata; Lepidosauria; Squamata; Natricidae
Source: RefSeq, a predicted model, not a curated record